AUGCGCAUCGCCGUAAUUCUUAGAAAUUUGAGCAUAUGAUUCUUUUCGUUAAUAGAUUACUCAAAUCCCGUUUCAUCAACAUUAUGUUGCUAUGCAACAGAUUGUGCAAUACAAAGAUAACAACACAUGUAUGAGCUGAGCGUCUUGGUUUUCAUUGCAAAUAUUUGCUAGGUAGCAGAGUGUUGAAUAUAUUCAAACCGUGCGCUUCGUGUGCUUUGCUGAAUUAUUAUCCGUAUCAAUACUGCGUUUUGUACGUGCGGGUCAUACACAUAAAAUGUUGCCUCUGAGAAACAAAAUGUUAUUGUACAUGCUUCUUUUAGUUUGUACUGAAACUGUUUCUUCAAAUAUUGUGAGUGAAUCAUCGACAUCGAGAAUUCUGCGAAGAUUGGAUAAACUUGAAGACGAUGUGUUUAUGAUUCGAAAUGAUCUUAUUGAAGACUUGAGAGAUGAACUGCGUAAUUUACGAAAAGAUCUAAAAGAAGAAACAGAAUUAAGAAGGGAGGACAUUUCAACGCUUUCUAACAUAAUAACGGAAUCUUCGGGACAGGUUGUUCUACACAAAAAUAUGGAAGAUUCGAAAAGUCAACAUGGGUCAUAUGAUUGUGGAGCUAUUUUGAGUAAAUAUGACAGUGUAAUUAAUGCGUUAAAGAGCGAAAAAUCCGAAAACAUAUUGCUGCGAAAGGCAUUUAACGAAAUGAGAAAACAACACGACGACUUUAAUUCUAGAUUAAAUAAUGCGGAGAGAAAUUUACGUUCAGAAAUAGACACUAUCAAGAAUGAAACAAUGGCGGGAAUUAGCGCUACACAGAAACGUGUUAACGAUAUUCAAAAAGACAUGAAUGCUCUCUACGGGCUAUUUCAUUCAGAUGAAUCAUUGACAAAUCGUUCAUUGAAUGCUUUACAGAACAUAUCUGAUAUAACAUCAAAUACUGCAAAUCUUUCAACGUCGAAUGAAAUCUUGAAGAACGUAAGUGAUGAUAUCAUUCGACGUCAAAGUAAAAACAUAAAUUCUUGUGACGGUGUGGCGGUGAGUGGUGAAUACGUAAUAAAUCACACUUCCUACCCAUAUGGUAUGAAGGUUUAUUGUGAUGUGGACUCCAAGAACAAGGGUUGGAUGGUUAUUCAGAGGAGAAUUGACGGGUCUGUGGAUUUCAAUCGCAGUUGGACCGAUUACAAAGCUGGCUUCGGUAACUUGAGAGGCGAAUUCUGGUUGGGAAAUGAGCAUAUCUACCAGCUGACUAAGGAAAAACCGAGAGAGCUGAGGAUAGAUAUGGAGACGUUCGAUGGAACAAAGCGGUAUGCGUUGUAUUCUGCCUUCUGUGUUUUAUCUGAGUCUGAGAAGUAUAAGCUCCAUGUGGCCGGAUACUCUGGAGACGCAGAAGACAGUUUAGAACGUGGGCAUAAUAAUCAGUCGUUUUCAACUUUCGAUGUCGAUAAUGACCGAUCGUCACGAUGCUGUGCUUGCAAGUACGGAGGAGGUUGGUGGUAUUACUCAUGUUUCUACGUACAUCUAAACGGAAAAUACGUUACAGAAAAGGAGACGGUUCCUUACUUGGGAGGAAUCCAUUGGUAUCACCUCACUUUGUAUUAUACAUCUUUGAAAUAUGUGCAAAUGAGCAUACACUAAAAGUGCACUUUUAUUUUUUAUAUACCAUGAUACAAGUAUCGGUGCCACCAUUAAAAUGUACAUAUAUCAUUCGUGUAUCGCCUUCGCAAACGAUGUUACUAAACUUUAAAAAUAAAAUAUAUUUACAAAAUUCAACUUAAAAUAUAUAUGUGCUGUUACACAAUCUAUAUUUGUUUCUAAUGAAUUGUGUUACAAACAUGUACAGAAUAUAUAACCUAAACAUUAGUCAUAUUAUUAAAAAGGUCGAGCACAAUCGUUAUUUUGCCAUUCAUAAGUACAUCAUGCUUCUUCAAUUAUUGUAUUCAGUGCUUCUGAGUUAUCAUAUGAUCACUAUUUAAGUUCGCGCAGACAGACAAAUGAAAAACAACCGUAAAAUUCGAUAAACCAAAAAAACUGAUAACUUUGCACACAAAAAAGAUUUAUCAGAAGUGGUCAGACCACUCAAUUGUUGCAAUCUGUGGACAAGUUUGCUUAUUUCGUGUCUUGUAAAAAAAUCUCGUAAUGAAACAGCAACGGAUAAUUUGCGCUUCGUAUCAAUUCUAUAAUAACCUGUCACAAUUAUAGUGACAGGCAUAACAACGUGCAAAGUGCGAAAGAAGAAUAAAUAUAUGCUUAAAGUGAAAAUAUUUAAACGUUAGUGUUGGUGUUUUCCUUGAAAACCUCAUACUUACUUUGUAUAGCAUGUUGGCAACAAAAUAUCAAUUUGACAAGUCUUCAACACAUAUAACAGUAAUAAUGUACUUGCUCCGUUGAUAACAUCAAAACUAGUUUAUACCACAUAAAUUGAAUUCAUGUCCGUAAAUUAAGAUGCAUUUGUAAUUUAAGAAACAAAACAAGAGCUGUCAUCAUAGGAUGACAUAAGCCCCCGAAAAACGUUUUUUUGAAACCCAAACGCUUUUUCGAAACCAAAACGCAUAUUUCGGAACCUAAACGCGGAACCUUAAACAUGCAUAACAGAUAUUAAGCUUACAUCUGAAGCGACAUAGAAGUUAUGAGCAUUUUUCGAAACCUAAACACAAAGUGUGACGGACAGAUAAACAGAUGGACGGAAAUACGAUCACUAUACGCCCACAUUCGCUUCGAGGGCAUAAUUAAGUUAAUUAUUAGUAUGUAUGCAUAUCAGUUUACCAACAUUUGAAAAUAAGAACGUGUGAGAUAAUAAUACACCUUAUGUGUGUACAAUUGAGGAAAUACGCACGGAAUUUGGUAGACGCUUUAAAAGACUAUCUGUCAACCAACUACUCAGUGUAAUAACAUUGUAGAAUUGGUGAUUAUUAUUGCAGCCGAAUGUGCCUUUUUCUUGCAAAAAAACUGUUUAGAAGAGGAAAUCGAUUGAAUAUAUAGUUUUUAACACGUAUCAUAUUCAGGAUGAGACCAUUUACCAACUGACUGAAUACAUACUGGUUAAUAGAAACUUCAAUCAUCCGCAGAUGAAAGCUACGAGUCCAGUGAUGUGAAUACUUUGAAUGUUAAACUGAACAUUUCUUAAAGAGAAGAAACACCAAUCACAUGACUGUUGUCUCGUUGAAGUAUAUGCACGUGUUUAUAGCAUUAACCAUGGUUGAUGCGUAUGUGCCAUGAUUAGUUUAGUGUUCAAAAUACAUUGUAUAUAAUACAUAAAGUUCAUUAAAUUUUGUUUUCCUAGGUUUUAUGAUGUAGUUAGUUUUUCUGUAUGUUCUUAUUAUUCGUGUUUAUGUAUGGAGUUAAUUAAAUAUUCGUAACUUAUGAUUUGUAGAACGAACAUUUUAUAUGUAUAUAAACAAUUAAAAAUUCA
Molecule: messenger RNA, 3401 nt
Organism: Dreissena polymorpha
Lineage: Eukaryota; Metazoa; Mollusca; Bivalvia; Myida; Dreissenidae
Product: angiopoietin-related protein 7-like
Exons: 1
Coding region: 275-1627 (450 amino acids)
Source: RefSeq, a predicted model, not a curated record